Molecule: messenger RNA, 1428 nt
Organism: Arabidopsis thaliana (thale cress)
Lineage: Eukaryota; Viridiplantae; Streptophyta; Magnoliopsida; Brassicales; Brassicaceae
Product: F-box/RNI-like/FBD-like domains-containing protein
Exons: 3
Coding region: 1-1428 (475 amino acids)
Source: RefSeq, marked reviewed
AUGGAUAGAAUCAGCAGUCUAUCAAAUGAUAUCAUUAGUAACAUCGUAUCUUUCCUUUCGGCAAAAGACGCUGCUGUCGCAUCGGUUCUCUCAAAGAGGUGGCAAAAUAUCUAUACCAUCGUACCAAAUCUUGAGUUUGAUAACACACUUGAGAAUCAAGGAAGUUUGACGGAUUUCUUGAAUGGUUUGCUGGCUCUUCCGGCCAGUACCCGCAUAAAGAAUGUCUCUAUAAAACGUCGCGGGCGUGAUGGACCAAAUCGUGAUGCUGAUCUCAACCGUUUUCUCUGUAAUGUGCUGAAGCGUGGUGUCUUGAAGCUUAAACUUGAUAUAUGGGUUACCCUCGACGGAAGAUAUUCACUACCUGUUGAAGUCUUCACUUGCAAGACGCUUGUUGAGCUUGAACUUGGGUCUAUUUUACAAAUUGAUCUUGUUCCUGAGAAUGCUCUUCUUCCGGCGCUUAAGACUCUCAUUAUUGAUGCAGUUCAAUUCUCUGAUCAAUCUGGUUGUGCGUUCCAAAAGCUUCUGUCUUCUUGCCCUGUGCUUGUAGAGUUAAGGAUGCUUAAUGUGCAAUGGGAGCAUUGGCAAUGGUCUCGCAGAGUGUCUAGUCCAACCCUAGAGAAACUUACUAUGAACCACAGAUAUCACUUUGGUAAUACUUAUUAUGAUAUGGAGGGCAUUACUUUUGAUACUCCGAGUCUAACCAGCUUAAAGUACUAUGAUCUUCCUCCGAAAUCAUAUCCGACGGUUAAUCUCGACUCCCUUGUUGAAGCUACAAUCUCUCUUACGUUGCCACUACAUCACGCCUGGACCGGAAAACAUGCACGUCGUGGUGAUACUGUUCCAAGCGUAACCAAUCUGAUCAAAGGGUUAAGAAACGUUGAGACCUUGAACUUAUCAAGUACUGAUACUGUGGCUGCGUUUUAUUUCUCCAAUGAAGCAAUCCCAGUAUUUGAAAACUUGCAUCGUUUAUCUAUUGCAACUGAACGUGAAUUCUGUUGGCGAACUCUGCCAUAUCUGCUGAAGAAGUCUCCAAAUCUAGAGUCUCUCGUCAUUGGGGGUCCCUUGCACUACAAUUAUCAGUUGGGCGAUGGUUAUGAGUCUGAGGAGAUUUAUUCUGAAGAUGAUGAUGAGGAGGAAUCGGAGUCUGACGAUGAUGAGCCUAUUUGUGAGUGCUUGUCAGAUUAUUCUUUCCUAGAGUCAUGUCUUGUGAAGACCGUAGAGAUAAGCGAGUACAGCGGAACUAAAAUAGAGUUGAAGCACAUGAAACAUUUCCUGGAGAAAUUGUCAUGUCUUGAGCUUGUCAAAGUUUUUUCUCAUGAAAGAGAUGAAGAGGAACAUGUUCAACUCAGAACCAAUCUGCUGAAUCUUCCUAGAUCGUCUAAGUGCAAGACCCAGUUCGAGUUUAUUCCUCCUCGUAGCUCUGUUUGA